UUUCUAUACCAAGAGCGGUAACCCCGAGCUACACUCGGGCUUACCAUGCGGCGCUGCAUAGGGAGUCCCUGCAGCACUUACCUUGUCCUUCGCUCCCGUGAUGUGUCCCCUGCAGCGUCCCCGGCCAUCUCCUCCUGGCCGAUGCCGGCAUCCGCCUCCUGUGUUUCGGUCCCUGGGACGUCGGGACGUACAGGCAGCGGCGGGAAAUUUGAAAAUUUAAAAAAAGUAAUUUUUUUUCAAAACGAUUUUACAUAUGCUUUGUCCGGCGCCCUGCCUACAUUUUGACUGUUCUUUCUG
Staurois parvus is the source of this 297-nucleotide messenger RNA. The record is from the annotation of a GenBank genome assembly. NCBI's taxonomy places the organism in Eukaryota, Metazoa, Chordata, Amphibia, Anura, Ranidae.